Molecule: messenger RNA, 2110 nt
Organism: Xyrauchen texanus (razorback sucker)
Lineage: Eukaryota; Metazoa; Chordata; Actinopteri; Cypriniformes; Catostomidae
Gene: zmynd12
Product: zinc finger, MYND-type containing 12
Exons: 8
Coding region: 196-1257 (353 amino acids)
Molecular function (GO): protein binding
Source: RefSeq, a predicted model, not a curated record
CACAAUAGUACUCGGACACAAACAAAAUACUUUUCAUUUCCCUCAAAUAUUUACGUUAACUAGGUGAGUUGUUUUUAAUGAAAAACAGUUAAUCGUUAAAAUUACAAUCUUUGUAUCAGGUGGACACGUAUUCUCGUGGCUUAAUCUGAUACUGAAAAAUAUAAUGUAUUACUUUAAAUCGUAACUUUAUUUGGGAUGUCGGCGACCAUCAACCCGCUCGCAAAUCCAAAAGGAGUGAAGAAGCUGUGCGAACUUUGCCAGAAACCUGCAAAACUUCGGUGCACAAAAUGCCGAGUCACAUUUUACUGUCACCCCGACCACCAGCACGCGGACUGGACCAGUAUACAUGAAAAAGUGUGUCUACUACUGGUGUCUAUUCACACACCUGCACCGCUUCACGCCCUGCAGGCCGCCCGAGACCACUAUCACGCAGAGACCCUGAAGAAAAAGGAACAACUAAUAGAGAUUGCUCGUUUAGAGGAACAGAGGUUUGUGUCCAAAAGGAGGUUUCAAAAUGUCUUACCGGCUGCUCUCCUCCACCUACGCUGGGCCAUGCGGCUUUAUGGGUCUUGUGAUGUUGAACUAGUACCAGCUUAUCUACAGCUUGCGCAAGCGAACAUAGGUUUAGGUUCUCUCUCUCAGGCACAUGAGUAUCUGUCUAAAGCUGAAUGGACAGUUAUGAAAACACCAGGCUGCAGUCGCAUGGUCCUUCAUCAGCUACACAGAACCCUGGGCCGACUGCACACUGCUACAGGAGAAUACACAUCUGCUCUAUCUCACUUUGCCAAUGAUGUGUACUAUGCCAGUGAGAUGUAUGGUUUACGAAGUACUGUGACAUGUGGAGGAUAUUUUCUGAUGGCCGAUGUGUUUUUGAAGCAAAACAAGCCUGAUGUUGCCUGCUCGCUCUAUACAGAGGUGGCCGAUUCCUGGCACACUCACCUGUGUAAGCUGAUGGAAGGUAUCAGUCAGAGUGGCACUCAAGCAGAGGAGUGCUUUGAUGAGUCCCAGUGCAUGGAAGCUGAUCAGAUAUUGAGAUGUAUUUUCGAGUUUGAGGAACAAUGUGUGAAACCUCGCCCUUACCAGUCAGCCAUGUUGGCUCAUUCUCUGGCUAUGCUGUGGUUGCUGAGCAACAACUACACCAAGGCUCUGGAGUAUGGAAAGAAGGCUCGGGUAUUGAUCCAGGGGUUGAGUGAGCAGAAUAGUCUGAAAGAGUCCAUCCAGAAUCUCCUACAACAUGCUGAAAAACACUUGCAAUAAGACAACCCACUAAAGUACACACUCCAGACCUCCUAUAACACAAUAAAUAUUUGAGAUAUGUAUUACUGCAAUUUUCGGCACAAUGAACAGUCCCACACCGACUAUAUGCUUUAAACCUGACAUGAACAUGUGAUUCGUACACAGACAGUAUCUGGAUAUUGUUUAGCUGGAUUGCAUUUUACACCUUCCAAGGAGUCUCCAGAAUGAUCACACUUGGCAGAUAAUGGAAGACACCAGUGAUGUAUUAUGAAGUUUUAUGUGGGGAAAAAAGGCGUUUUCAUUUACACCAUUGAAUGAGUUGGGAAUCCAUCCCUCACCACCUCUAAAUGUUUCAGUGAUCCAAUGACGAUGCGUUUUUGGAUUUACAGCUGGCUUUUAAUGUGGUCAUGGGCUAUCCGUUUGUGAUCGAAUCAAUAAAAACACAUGUUAACAUCAGGUGUAAAGGGGGCCAUACUGGACAAUUUCAUAUUCAAUUGUGAAUCUACUUUAAGGGAACUAUUCUAAGUUUAAUACAAGUUAAGCUCAAUUAACAGCAUUUGUGGCAUAAUACUGAUUACCACAAAACAUAUUCUAAACUCCUCCCCACUUUUCUUAAAAAAAAAAAAAACACUUUAAAUCACGAUUACAGUGAGGCACUUACAAUGUAAGAAAUGUGAAGCUAUUAAUUCUGUUAAAACUUGAGUAUUUUUUUUUAGCUGUAAAGCCAUUAAAUCUGCAUUUUUAUGGUUGUUAUAGUGUUUACGGCGUUAUGUCAUCAUGGCAAAUAAGCUGUAAAAUUGGAUAUAACUUUACACAGAAAAGGUUAGUGAUUUUAUGUCACUAAAAUAAUGUUAACACACAUUGUUUAUGAUGU